Messenger RNA from Paramecium sonneborni, 1882 nucleotides. The record is from the annotation of a GenBank genome assembly. Lineage: Eukaryota; Ciliophora; Oligohymenophorea; Peniculida; Parameciidae.
ACAUGAAAACAACAGAAAUUGUACCUGCCUAUAAUAAGGAAAGUACAAAUAGCGUAACAUUGAGCUUUUAAAAUUUAACUUACUAAGUUAGUGUUAAGAAUCAGUAUGGAGAUUUGGAAAGUAAAGGAAUCCUGAAUAAUAUAUCUGGUAUAUGUAAACCAGGUUAAGUUACUGCAAUACUUGGAGCUUCUGGAGCUGGAAAAACAUCAUUAUUAAAUAUUUUAGCAAAAAGAAUUUCUCCUGGUGGAAAUGUAAGUUUGAUGGGAAACAUUCAUGCAAAUGGCUAACCAUAUAAUAGUGAUAGAUUUUCUUAGUUUUCAUCUUACGUUAUGCAAAAUGAUGUUCUUUUUGGAACUCUAACUGUGAGAGAAACUUUAGAAUUUGUAGCAAAUUUAAAAUAUUCAGAUCCGCAAUAAAAGAUUGAAAAAGUUGAUUAUGCAAUAAAAACUUUGAAGUUAGAAAAAUGUUAAAAUACUCUUGUAAAAAUAAAUUAUUAUGAUAGAUUGGUAAUGCUAUGAUUAAGGGUAUAUCAGGAGGAGAGAGAAAAAGAACAUCAAUAGGAGUUGAAUUAGUAAGUGAUCCAUUCUGUAUUUUAUUGGAUGAACCUACAUCUGGUUUAGAUUCAUUUACUGCUUUUGUAAUAAUGUAAAUUAGAAUUAAUAAAAUUAUUAUAGAAAUUUGCUUAGAAAGUUGGCUCAUACAUCAGGAAGAACCAUAGUAUUUACAAUACAUUAGCCAAGUGCAGAUAUUUAUUUACUAUUUGAUCAAGUAAUGCUUUUGGUAUAAGGAAAAUUCAUCUACUAAGGGAAGAGAGAAGAUAUGGUGAAUUAUUUUAAAAGCUUAGGUUUUGAAUGUCCAGCACAUUCUAAUCCAUUAGAUUUUAUAAUGAGUGUAAUGCAUCAUGAAGAUGUUGAUCAUCCUCAUUAUUCAACUUUGUUUUCUGGAUAUAAUUAAAGAUUUGCUUAAGAAAUUGAAAAUGCAAUAAAUUCCAUAUAAAUCUUAUAGAUAUCUCGAUAAUCACUUCAAACAUCUUUUGGAUUUUAGGUAAAAGAAAUCUUCAGAAGAGGAAUGAUAAAUGUAAAACGGGAUAAACUAUUAGUAAGAGGUCGUAUGGUUAUGACAAUAUUUAUUGGUUUAUUAAUUGGAGGCAUAUUUUGGACAGCUGGUAGUGAACCUGGUUAUAAAGGAAUUUAAAGUACAAUCGGAGUUUUAUUCUUUUUGGUUAUGAGUAGUUUUAUGGGGGCUCUCAAUCCUGUUUUGGUAUAAUUUCCAGCUGAAAGAGAAGUCUUUUUAAGAGAAGAGAAUUCUAAAUUAUAUUCAACUGCAGCCUAUUUUACUGGCAAAAGUUCUGUUGAAAUACCUUUUCUACUAGUAUUUCCAAUCAUCUAAUAACUUAUUUGUUAUUGGAUGGUUGAUUUAAAUGAUAAAAGUGGAGAUAUUGUAGUAAUCAAUAUUAUUAUAUGUAUUUUACUUGGUUUGAGUGGAAAUAGUUUCGGUAUUAUAAAAUAUUAAUGAUUAGGUUUAAUGACUGGAUGUAUGUUCAAUGAUAUUAAAGCAGCUGCUGGAUUUCUGCCUGUAGUAUUAAUGCCUUUGGUUAUAUUUUCUGGUUUUUAUGCUAAUUAAUCUAUGUAUAUGGAUUGGAUUGGAUGGAUCCAGUAUCUAAGUCCUAUGAAAUAUGCUUUUGAAGCUUUAGUAUGGAAUGAAUUCGAAACUAGGGAUAAUGAAUUCAAAGGUGGUGAUAUUAAUAACACAAAUCCUAUUUCUACCUAUGAUUUAACUUUAGGACUUUGGAAGUGCUUGGUCAUUUUGACUGCUAUAAUCUUGUUUUUCAGAUUUAUGGCAUUAAUGUUUUUGUAUUUAUUAAGAGGAAAGUAACAAUGAU